Messenger RNA from Electrophorus electricus (electric eel), 3415 nucleotides. It is a transcript of the gene eya1, whose product is annotated as EYA transcriptional coactivator and phosphatase 1. Gene Ontology annotation, biological process: cell differentiation; multicellular organism development; negative regulation of extrinsic apoptotic signaling pathway in absence of ligand. Gene Ontology annotation, molecular function: protein tyrosine phosphatase activity. The record is from RefSeq and is a predicted model, not a curated record. Lineage: Eukaryota; Metazoa; Chordata; Actinopteri; Gymnotiformes; Gymnotidae. Gene Ontology annotation, cellular component: nucleus.
CCCUCUCUCUCUCACACACACACACACUCUUUUUUUCUCUCUUCCUCAGACACUAGCUAGCCACUGCCUGCAGCAGUAAGCGGACAACUCAUUCCCACUCGGCGUCGGUCUCCUGAGAUCCAGCAGCAUGCUGACCCAUGGCUUUUCACACUUAAAAUGAAAAGAAAAAGUUGCCUUCGAUCGGUAAUUUGCGCGUUUGAGUCGACCCAAAGCCGAGCUUCUCCAGAGCUCUUUGUUUUGCUCGGGAACAGCCAGUCGUGUAUAAGAAGACAGCGAUAACAGAAAGGAUAAAAGUACAAGGACCCAACCAUAAUUGUAGUCUAUGGAAAUGCAGGAUCUAGCCAGCCGAGUUAGUGGUAGCAGUGAGUCUCCGAGUGGCCCCAGCCUUGACAACUCACACAUCAACACCAACUCCCUCACCCCUAAUGGCACAGAAGGUGAUAACAUCACCUUACUCACCACUGCUGACUGGUUGUUAAGUUCUAGCUCACAGUCUACUGCAGUUAAAACAGAACCCAUGAGUACCAGUGACAUCACCACCUCUGUAGCAGACGGCUCACUAGACAGUUUCUCAGGACCAGUCUUAGGGACCAGUGGUUUCAGCCCCAGACAUACAGCCCAGUUCUCCCCUCAGAUCUACCCGUCCAACAGACCUUACCCACAUAUUCUUCCAACUCCGUCCUCGCAGAACAUGUCGGCCUAUGGUCAGACUCAGUACGCCGCAGGAAUGCAGCAAGCCCCGGCCUACGCCAGCUACCCCCAGCCUGGCCAGCCCUACGGGAUCCCAGCCUACGGCAUCAAGACAGAGGGGGGACUGACUCAAAGCCAGUCUCCAGGUCAGAGCGGGUUCCUCGGUUAUAGCUCGAGCUUCUCUACGCCCCAGACGGGACAAGCCCCCUACAGCUACCAAAUGCAAGGGGGCAGUUUCACCACAACAUCAGGACUGUACGCAGGGAGCAACUCUCUCACUAACUCCACUGGAUUCAACAGCACACAGCAGGACUAUCCCACGUACCCGGCGUUCGGCCAGAGCCAGUACGCCCAGUAUUACAACAGCAGUCCCUAUACUUCACCCUACAUGACCAGUAACAACGCCAGUCCCACCACACCAUCCACCACGGCCACCUACACCCUCCAGGAGCCGCCCACGGGCAUCACUAGCCAGGCCCUCACUGACCAGUCUGGAGCAGAGUACAGUACAAUCCACAGUCCAUCAACGCCCAUUAAAGAUUCAGAAUCGGAUCGAUUGCGUCGGGCCUCGGAUGGGAAGGCGCGCGGGCGAGGAAGACGGAAUAACAACCCCUCCCCGCCUCCUGACUCUGACCUUGAGCGCGUGUUCAUCUGGGACCUGGAUGAAACAAUCAUCGUUUUCCAUUCCUUACUCACGGGCUCUUACGCCAACAGAUACGGAAGGGAUCCACCAACAUCGGUUUCACUGGGUCUGAGAAUGGAGGAGAUGAUCUUCAACUUGGCAGACACACACUUAUUCUUUAACGACUUAGAAGAGUGUGAUCAGGUCCACAUCGAUGACGUCUCCUCCGAUGACAAUGGUCAGGACCUGAGCACCUAUAACUUCAGCACAGAUGGAUUUCACGCGGCGGCCACCAGUGCCAACCUGUGCUUGGCCACGGGUGUGCGUGGAGGCGUGGACUGGAUGAGAAAGCUUGCCUUCCGCUACAGACGAGUAAAAGAAAUUUACACCACCUACAAAAACAACGUUGGCGGACUGCUGGGUCCAGCCAAAAGGGAGGCCUGGUUGCAAUUGCGUGCAGAAAUUGAAGCUCUUACAGACUCCUGGUUAACCCUGGCACUGAAAGCACUAACAUUAAUCCACUCAAGAUCAAACUGUGUGAACAUACUGGUGACCACGACCCAGCUCAUCCCGGCGCUGGCCAAGGUUCUGCUCUAUGGUCUGGGAGUGGUCUUCCCUAUCGAAAAUAUUUAUAGCGCCACAAAAAUAGGCAAGGAGAGUUGUUUUGAGCGCGUGAUUCAGAGGUUCGGGAGGAAAGUUGUUUACGUGGUGGUGGGGGACGGGGUGGAGGAAGAACAGAGUUCUAAAAAGCACAAUAUGCCGUUCUGGAGGAUCACCAGCCACUCGGACCUCAUGGCGCUCCACCACGCUCUCGAUCUGGAGUAUUUGUAGCAUUGCAAGUGCCCCACCUGCCCUGCCUGCCCCACCUGCUCCUCCUGCUCCUCCAUCUCCUCCACCACUGCAACCAGCUGGCCCAGUAGCCCUGGACCCCACAUACCCCAGAGACCACCACCACCACAACUACACCCACCCUGCUGUCUGCAUCUCAAUAGCACAGACACAAAACACAAACCAAAGCUAAGGUUCAUCCACACACACACACACACUGAAAGCAAAGCCCGAGCAAGGCGCUUGCCGGUCCGUCUUAACCCCCACCCUCAUGGACAAGAGGGGAUUUACCCCCUGCGCCUGCUUUAUGGGUCCGCCCGUCUACCCGCCGGGGUUCACACCUGCCAGCGAGCAGAGCGACCGAUGUGCUGGAGCCCAGCAAGUCAUACACCCAACUGCAGUGCGCCAGGACAUCUCUUUGUUCUGCCCCUGCCCUCUGCACCCGUGGCUCCAAUCGUCCAGAGACUGCCCCCGGGGUGCGAGACCACUACGAUGGACGUCCUACACUUCAUAUUUAUAAUGGAAGACCUGCUUAAGUACCACUGGCCUGGGAAGGCUGUUCAGACUCCUCGUCUGGGUCAAAGGACUUAUGGAGGGAAAAUCAAAGGAUUUUCUAAUAAUUUAAGAAAAAAAUACAAAACUUUAUUUACAUCGCUCAGACAAUCGUGUACAGAAUACAUCUUUUUUUGUGUGUAAAAUUUUUAAUCACUGGACUAUUCCUGCGCUGGCUUAGAAAAAGUUAGAUAAAGGGCAGUGCUUCUCAUGGAAGUGCACAGAGACAGCCGUGCACAGAGAUGGACGUGCACAGAGAUGGACGUGCACAGAGACAGAAGUGCACAAAAGCUUGUGUAAGGUCUAAAGAUGAUGAUGAGUUCAUCGGUUCGUCGGCUCGAUAUCCAUAAAUAAGGGAUUUCUGUGAUCAAUAUCUGUAGAUAAGGGAUUUCUUUAAUAAUUGUUUUGUCAUGACCAAAAGCAUGGAUGUCAAGUGUCAAUGAUUUCAUAUUUUGUUCAGUUUUUUCUCCCUUGCUCUUGUGUCGUUCUAGCUAAAGUCUCGGUUCUGUACUUAUCUACAGAACCUGGGCGUCCCCAUAACGUUGUACUGUUUUGGUCAAGAUGUCAUCUAAGGUAGCACAGCUCUGGCAGCCUGGGUUCAGUAGGCCCCGAGCUGGAAUGCAUGUAUUCAUAACACACACAUCUGAGCACAUGUCAGGUAGGACCUGCAUAAACCACGAAUGUCAGAUUCAGACAUAAACGUAACUGUGUGUGUCUACACCA